Messenger RNA from Fraxinus pennsylvanica, 393 nucleotides. The record is from the annotation of a GenBank genome assembly. NCBI's taxonomy places the organism in Eukaryota, Viridiplantae, Streptophyta, Magnoliopsida, Lamiales, Oleaceae.
AUGGCGAUGCAAAAUGGGAUAAUCACAGUCCCAGUAUUUCUAUUUGCAGUACUCAUGUUACUGGGCACUUCAUUUUGUUUGCAAUAUAUUGUUGGAGAUUCAAUUUGGUCCAUUCCUCUCACAAAUAACUUUUACAGCAACUGGUCUUCUUCUUACACUUUUCGGACUGGAGAUGCUCUCUAUUUCGACUUUGAUUCACCAUUUUACAAUGUGAUUGAAGUUUCGAGAGGAGAAUGGGAGAGUUGCACUGCAAAUCAACCCUAUAAGGCAUUCAUGGAGGGCCCAGCAACUGUUCCUCUUAUGCAGAAAGGGGUGUUCUAUUUCAUAUGCAAUGUCUCAAAUUACUGUGCAUUAGGCCUAAAGUUUAGUGUAACUGUUGAAGAGAAACCCUAG